This is a messenger RNA of Thalassophryne amazonica, 3208 nucleotides long. RefSeq names its product PPARGC1 and ESRR induced regulator, muscle 1 (gene perm1a). Bases 1 to 3159 code for a protein of 1052 amino acids. The transcript is spliced from 3 exons. Gene Ontology annotation, cellular component: cytoplasm; nucleus. NCBI's taxonomy places the organism in Eukaryota, Metazoa, Chordata, Actinopteri, Batrachoidiformes, Batrachoididae. Gene Ontology annotation, biological process: response to muscle activity; regulation of DNA-templated transcription. The record is from RefSeq and is a predicted model, not a curated record.
AUGUGCAAGUUAAACACUCUGUCUGCCAACAGCGGCAGAGAAACUGCCGAGAGUUCUCUUGGACCUGCAGCCAGUAACUCGCCGAUUGAGGCUAAAGCAUCAGCUCCUCCUGAAACAGAAACCAGAAUAAAUGAGGUAAAGCAGCAAAUCCCAUCUUUAAACCCUCACUCUGGCAAUGAGGUGAUGCCUGGAAGGUGUUCACCUCCAGAAGAGGAAAAGCAAAGGGACUUCUUGAUGGAUCAUCACUCAGUUUCCAGGGGUCUAGACACAGCAACAAAUGCCAAAUUUAACAAAAACCUCCAGUUUGUGCCAUCAGAGGCGAGAGGUACGAACAAAACAGCCAGCCAAGCGUUGUCUCCUUCUGCCUUUAUGAAGAGGAGAAGGAAGAGGAAGAGACGAAUAAGCACCGAGCCUCAUGAGAGCGUGCACGGGUACGAGAGGCAGGUUUUACUCAAGCAGAGUGAUUCAGAGGAUGAUUAUUAUCCACCAAGAGGAGGAGUCCAUUUAUCCCAGCCUGAAGGCCUUGUAGGUCUUUUAACCACACAUCCAUCCUCCACCAACCCUUCAGUGGAGAAAGGUGAAGAUCUUUCUCAGUCCUUUGCUCCAAACAACGAAAGUAGAGUCAGGAAAGAACAGUUUACAGUCCGGCCGAGUCAGCAGCCACUAGUACAAGAGGUGGAUGAAUUGUCUCCUGUGUUGCCAUGUUCAGCUGAAAACAGCAUUGCAGAUGAAUCAGGCAUAGCCACCAAAACAGGAAACGGUCUCCAGUUUGUUCAUUCGGAUGUGACGGAUCGUCGUGUAACGGGUUCUGAAAAUGGACGAAGUACAAAAUGUUGCACAGCAGAGGUCAAAUCAAUAACUCCCAGUAUUCUUCCAAGUGCAAGUGAUCCUGUUGUGGAAGACGGCCAACAUGACAGACUAUCCUCAGGUCAGUCCGUCCUGGCUGUGGAGGCCAGACAUUCUGGUGGAGACUUUGACACACUGUGUCAAAGACGGAAUGAGCUGGAAAUGAACCAUCAGGACAAAGACAAAUAUAGCCCCACAGCUAAAGAGGUCACGACUGUUAAAAUCAGUUCUGAGGUGCCUGUACCAAACAGAACACCGGAAGAAUUCAAAACCAGACACCAUCCAGGCUGCAAUAAAGUUCCAAGGCAAGCGGCUCAUGCAUCAACAUCAGACACUCAUAACAGCUGCUUGCCUAAAAGUCCAUCCAAUGUAGAGAUAAAUACUGGCAAGCAACAGGAAGAACAUCCUCUGGAAGCUCAAACUUCAUCCAAGGCAGCUGUUUUAUUAGAGAAGUGUAAAUUGAAAAUGCCACAAGUGCAAGAUGAUGAAAAUCAUCUCAGAGGCAUCAGUAAAAUAAAAACCAGCCCCACAUUUUCUGAAGGCUUAAUAAAAAAUCCAUCUGACAUGUCAACACUACUAUCCCAACGCUGUGCUUCGUGUGAAACAGGACUUACUGUGUCACACUCAAGUGGAAACAUCACAGACAGGUCCUGCUCCUCUGUCAGUCAGGCUGAGCGUCAAGGAGGAGAAGGAGAUCUCUCACAAAUUCAGGCAAAUCCACAAGACAGAGAUCCUACAAACCAAACCGUAUGGCACGAAACGCCCGAAUCGAAAUGUGAUUCAGAGGAUUCCAUCGAGAAACAUCCGGUGUACACCAUGUCCUCUUUUUGGAGAGACAUGGAAAAGCUGACAAUAAAGGAUAUUUUGGAUUUAAGGAAGGUGGGCACUGCCACGCCAAGCAGCUUCCUCCCACCUUUACAGGAGAGCGAUGCGGCCGAGACGGAUUCAGGCUUCUUAACUCAGCCGGAGUUUGAACAAAACAGCGAGGACGUCUUCAUCGUCCAGGCUGUCAUUGAUUCAAACUCGGGUUCCCGCCUGCUGGCUGAUCGUUCAUCUUCAGGCAGUGUCCGGUGGGAGAGUGAACCUGUGCCGCUGAGCGCAGGCGCUGCUUUAUACCCCGAUGACAUGACGUUGACAACUUUUAGUGACAUUUCUCUCUCGGCCCUCGCUGAAAAGUGUCCCAGAAAAUUUUCCAAAAAUGUAAGCGUGCAUAACCUGCAUGCUCUGGACUCUGAACAUCUCAGUGCUCCAGCAGAAAGACACAACUUACAAAAAGUUGAAGACAAAGAAUUAGACACCUGCACUCUCACUGAGGGACACGUGCACACAGCAGCUAGCGGCUCGGACUGUUUACCUUCAUCUUUGGCGGACAGCUUCAGAGUCUCUCUUACAGAUAUUUUUAAUUCCAUCUUUGGUAAAAAACAGUCGAUUCCCAGCCAAUCGGCUACAGGUAACAUUAGCAGCUCCUACACCGUUGGAGAAUCCGUCUCUGAAAACUAUGAUCAUUUCUUCUCAGAUUUUGACACGGAAACCUUCUUCUGUCCUCUGCUUAACAGAGCAGACCAGGACAAAGACAGACUCAUGCCCAUCUUUUCCCGCUCUCGCUCAUCCAGAGGGAACCUUCAGUACCCUGAGGCUUAUGAUUAUUUCUUCGCCACCUCCUCCUCCGAUGAUUCUUCAGUGGAAACUGAUGAAGAAGACAACAAAGACCAAGGCCCGGUGAAGGUGGUGACCAGAUUCAGCUGUAAGACAAACGCAACUGCUCUUUCUGCAGAUGCUUAUGAGAAUUUCUUCACAGACAGCGACCUCAAACAGGACUUCUUUUGGAAAGGCACAUUUUCCUUCAGGAAUUUUAAUUUUAUGGGAUCUACAUCUCAGAAGCUGCCGUCACAACCUUUGGCACUUCAACCUGUGAGGCAAAAAGGAAAGUCUCCACUCAGUGUAGUUUAUUCUAUAAAUGUUCCUGGAACUGAUGAGGUAUUGCUUCCUGAUCCAGUUCUGCACCAUGUGGAGAACAGGAUCAUCACACAGUUAGCACAGCAGCCUUUCUCAUACAAGGACCUGCAGACACCUGCUCCAAAUCCAAGGUUGGAUUCCUCCCUCCUGCCUCUCCGACAGUCAGACAUGUGUCUGGUUUGUAUUGCGUUUGCCUCGUGGGUGUUGAAGUCUGCUAACCCUGACAUUGGCGAUGCCUGGAAGGCCGUUCUGUUGGCAAACGCAAGUGCUCUGUCUGCAAUCCGGUACCUGCGGAAAUAUGUCACUGCGGAGGCGACAGACAAUGAGAAGAAAGUGCAUCACGAGGCUUCUGUUUGAUUCUUCAGAUAUCAACUGUGAUUAUACAACUGUGAUUUAUACACACACA